Messenger RNA from Ilex paraguariensis (yerba mate), 888 nucleotides. NCBI's taxonomy places the organism in Eukaryota, Viridiplantae, Streptophyta, Magnoliopsida, Aquifoliales, Aquifoliaceae. The record is from the annotation of a GenBank genome assembly.
AUGGAGUUAACAACCUUUGCAGCUGUGUGGGCUUGCGUCGACCUAUGGGUAUUCUACCCAUUUGGUUGGGCAGUUUUAUACAAGGCUGACAUUUGGUCAUUUGGAAUAACUGCUCUGGAGUUGGCUCAUGGUCAUGCGCCAUUUUCAAAAUACCCACCAAUGAAGGUUCUCUUGAUGACCAUGCAGAAUGCCCCUCCUGGACUUGAUGAUGACCGAGAUAGAAGGUUCUCUAAGUCUUUCAAAGAAAUGGUUGCAAAGUGCUUGGUCAAAGAUCAAACAAAGAGGCCUACUGCAGAAAAAUUAUUAAAACACUCUUUUUUCAAGCAUGCUACUCCUCCGGGGCUCUCUGUAAACAAACUCUUUACUGACUUGCCACCACUAUGGAAUCGUGUAAGAGAUCUUCAGCAUAAAGAUGCUGCACAACUAGCUCUGAAAAAAAUGCCUUCAACAGAAAAAGAAGCAAUAUCACAGAGUGAGUAUCAGCGAGGUGUUAGUGCGUGGAAUUUCGAUAUUGAGGAUCUAAAAGCCCAAGCAUCCCAGGUUCAAGAUGACGAUGAAAUACAAGAAAUUGGGGAAGAAGAUGAGAGCACGGAAUCAUUUGUCAAUCCUACGGAUGCAUCAAAUUCCAGAUGUACAUUAAGGAGAUCAAAAUAUACAAAUGGCAUUGUUUUCAGAUUUAGUGAAAAAGUAAGGGGUGAUGAAGUAACCCCAGUCGAGUGCCUGAGCAAGAAGGAAAAAGUUCUGGAAACUAAUGAUUUGGUGGACUUCGACAAUCAAUGGAAAAAUGAUCUGCAUAAAAAUGGAUCCAAAAAUGAGCCAUCUACGUCAGAGAAGGAAGCAGUACAGGCCAAUUUGGAACUCCAACAGAGAAAAGCCACCGACCUCUGA